This is a messenger RNA of Aureobasidium pullulans EXF-150, 1725 nucleotides long. Its product is annotated as DNA polymerase beta-like protein. The transcript has 3 exons. Gene Ontology annotation, cellular component: nucleus. Bases 1 to 1725 code for a protein of 574 amino acids. Lineage: Eukaryota; Fungi; Ascomycota; Dothideomycetes; Dothideales; Saccotheciaceae. Gene Ontology annotation, biological process: double-strand break repair via nonhomologous end joining. The record is from RefSeq and is a predicted model, not a curated record. Gene Ontology annotation, molecular function: DNA binding; DNA-directed DNA polymerase activity.
AUGAUCAAGAACAAAAAAGGCAAGGGCAAACAAGUCGUCGACAUCAAACUUGUACCCGAGGAUCAACGCAUCUUUCAGGGCCUUCACUUUUAUUUCUUCCCGAACAGCGAUACGCAUCCUGGCCGCAGACAGAGAAUCGUCAAGGCUAUUGAGUACGGCGCAUCAUGGCAGGACAAGUUCAACGACACUGUCACACACAUCAUUGUUGAUCGCGACUACGACUUUGAGCAACUCCUAAAAUAUCUCAAGCUGAAAGAACUACCGGCUGGCAUCGUAGUCGUCAACGAGAACUACACAGCAACAUGUAUGGAUUUCUACAAGUUAGUGGACACGUCGACCAUCGAGUUCAGAGUCAAGGGCUAUGAGCCACCAGCCUCUUCGGCGACAAUCGCUCAACCAAAUCCUUCUCAAGCGUCCGAAGUGUCACUGCAACUCAAGCCUGUGAAAAGAAAGGCCGUGGUUCUUUCGUCGCAGGUGACGUCCGAAGCGAGCCUGAAUCUGGUAUCUUCUUCUGCUGCAUCACUCUCGAACUCUCCUGCGCCUGGUGUUCUGGAUCCGCAGCAAGUUCCCAACAAGGACGAGGAUGAACUCGACACGGCUAUUAGGCAGGCCAAAGAGUCACACCCCCUUGCUUCUGACGAUGAGGACGACGUCGAAGGUCAUAAGAGACGCAAGACAAACAAUUGGCAAGAUAAGUUUCAAUGCAUGCACAAACACACCGGCAAGAGCGGCGAUCAAGGACCAAAUGCCCACACACUGGUGGUCUUGCAGGAGCUGGCUGAUCACUAUGAUCAAAUUCGCGAUCAAUGGCGGUGCAAAUCGUACCGUCAGGCCAUAUCUGCCUUGAGGAAACAAACGACCAAGAUCAGUACUAAAGAAGCGGCAAUGCGGGUCUACGGUAUCGGCAGCUCGAUCGCAGAGAAGAUCGAGGAAAUUGUUAGAACCACUCACCUCCGCAAACUUGACUUCGCAAAGCUGGAUGAGCGCCAGCAGAUUCUCAACAGGUUCAUGAAGAUAUAUGGCGUAGGCCUUCAUGCAGCGGAGAAUUUUGCGAGUGCAGGCUACAAGACCAUCGACGACUUACUCCAGAAGGCCGAAUUGACGGACAACCAGCGUAUUGGUAUUGACCAUUACGAUGACUUCAACAGUCGCGUGCCUCGCGCUGAGGUUGAGAAACACGCUGGCAUCGUCAAAAAAGCACUCAAAGGGUUGGGAAAAAAUUACAUAGUCAACACCAUGGGUUCUUACCGUCGCGGAGCCCAAGACUCUGGUGACAUCGAUCUGCUCAUCACAAAACCUGGCGCUUCGAUCGAUGAGAUCCGCACGACGGUUAUGGACCGCCUUGUACCACUACUCACCAAGCACAAGUUUCUCGUUGCAGCGCUUGCUCAAACAUCACAGGCAGAUGGCACUAAAUGGCACGGGGCCUCUUGUCUACCUGAUAGCAGCACCUGGCGCCGCAUUGACCUCCUGCUUGUGCCUGAAGAAGAGCUGGGCGCGGCUCUUCUCUACUUUACGGGCAACGACAUCUUCAACCGCAGUAUGAGGCUGCUAGCUAGCAAGAAGGGCAUGCGUCUGAAUCAGCGUGGUCUCUACAAAGAUGUGCUGAGGGACUAUGGCAGAGAGAAGCUGAGUGAGGGUACCCUUGUGGAAGGCAAAGAUGAGCGAAAGAUCUUUGAAGCAUUAGGCGUACCUUGGAGGCCACCCGAGCACAGAAUCUGUUAA